AUGGCGGAUGAAUGGCAAGGUGUAGUUAUUUCUGAAUCAGAACAGCAAGUAUCUCUGCAACUAACUCACUUAUCCUUGAAUCAAUCAGUGCUGGUGUCAGUAGUUUAUGCUAAAUUUGAUAGAGAGGAGAGGGAAGAGUUCUGGGAAUCCAUGGUGGAGUUAGCUAAUCAGCAUGACCUCCCAUGGAUUAUAGGAGGGGACUUUAAUGUUAUUGUAUCUGAUGAAGAGAAACAAGGCGGCCUACCAGUCUCAUCCAAUGAGACACUGGAUUUUUCCAACUGUAUACAAAGCUGUGGAUUAAUUGAUGUAGGAUUCUCUGGAAGUAAAUUCACUUGGUGGAAUGGGAGAACUGAAGAAGAUUACAUAUUUAAGAGGUUAGAUAGGAUUUUGGUGAAUCAGCAAGUGUUAGACAUCAUGCCAUCCACAACAGUGACUCAUAUGAUCAGACAUGGUUCAGAUCAUGCAGCAUUACAUCUGGAGUGUAACAGCAAUGCCGAACAUAUAAUCAAAUCUUUCAAGUUUCUUAACUUCUGGACAAAUCAUCAUACAUUUAUGGACCACUUAUGGGAAUAUAUUUCAGCGAUUGCCACUAUCGAAGAUACCAUAAAAAUGAAGGAGUUGCAGCUUGAAAAUAAUCCUUCAAGGGAGAGUAGAAUGCUGCUCUAUCAAGCACAGGCUGAAUUAACCAGAUUUUUACACUUGGAGGAAGAAUAUUGGAAAAGGAACAAAUUGUCCUUGAAAAUAAUACAAGAUUCAAAUGGUAAUUGGCUGGAAAAUGAAGUAGAUAUUGGUUCUGAGGCAAUCAGGUUCUUUGAGUCACAAUUCAGAGAAGAAAAUUCAGAUGUUGAUUAUGCAUUGCUGAAAAAUAUUCCUAAGCUGAUUAAUGAAGAGCAGCAAAAGAAUAUGGAGGAGUUGCCAUCUGAAUGUGAAGUAAAAGAAGUUGUUUUGUCACUCAAUGGGAUAGUACUAGUGGGCCAGAUGGAUUCACAAGACACUUUUAUCAGAAGUGUUGGGAGGUUAUCAAGAUAG
Lycium barbarum (goji berry) is the source of this 1029-nucleotide messenger RNA. RefSeq lists its product as uncharacterized. The transcript has 4 exons. Bases 1 to 1029 code for a protein of 342 amino acids. Lineage: Eukaryota; Viridiplantae; Streptophyta; Magnoliopsida; Solanales; Solanaceae. The record is from RefSeq and is a predicted model, not a curated record. Gene Ontology annotation, molecular function: catalytic activity.